This is a messenger RNA of Haplochromis burtoni (Burton's mouthbrooder), 1508 nucleotides long. It is a transcript of the gene zdhhc16b, whose product is annotated as zinc finger DHHC-type palmitoyltransferase 16b. Gene Ontology annotation, cellular component: Golgi apparatus. Bases 371 to 1471 code for a protein of 366 amino acids. The record is from RefSeq and is a predicted model, not a curated record. NCBI's taxonomy places the organism in Eukaryota, Metazoa, Chordata, Actinopteri, Cichliformes, Cichlidae. The transcript is spliced from 11 exons. Gene Ontology annotation, molecular function: palmitoyltransferase activity. Gene Ontology annotation, biological process: protein palmitoylation.
AAUGAACUAUCUCAAAAUACAACUUCAUUUCCCAGGAUAUAUUGCGAGCUUUCGACGCACUUUCGCCACAGAAGAGAACAAAUGGACAGGAGGCGCCACUUUGGAACAAUAUACCGGAUAUUUCGCUAGCGCUCCAGUCUAGAAGCCAGAACAGAACAAGCUGCCAGCUUUGCUGCUGUCAAGCAACUCAUCUCGUCAAUACACGAUCUUCUUCGUGAGUCUCGCCGCUUACUGUCUGAUUGCUGCAGUUAGAGGAGUAGCUGCAGGUUCCAGUUCAGCCGAACCAUGACCUGACCGUGGUGCUGCAGGUCUGUCUGCCCAGUUCUCCUGACCAGAAGGCAGAGUGUGUAGGAGAGGAGGCGGUGGUGGCAUGCGUGUGAGCAGCAGCUGGAGGUGGCAGCUCUCCCGAGCCAUGCGACUGGCGCUGCGCUGGUGCUGGCUGUGCCGCACGCAGAGGGGGGGCCAAGGCGGGGGUACCAAAGCGGGGAUCGGCGGCAGGUUGUCAGAGGUGUGGCGUUACAGCAAGCUCCUGCUCAAGUCGCUGUACUUCAACAGCCUCACCAACUCAGACACUCUGCUGGACUGUGCUUUUGAACCCGUUUAUUGGAUUGUGGACAACGUGACCCACUGGUUUGGAGUGGUGUUUGUCUGUCUUGUCGUCUUGCUGACAUCCUCAGUUGUGGUCAUCGUCUACCUGUUUGUCCUGCCCACGAUCGUCAGCACUUACCCUGCACACUGGAUUGUGUGGCACCUCUGUUGUGGCCACUGGCUUCUCAUUAUGGUGGUGUUCCAUUAUUACAAAGCGACCACCACCUCUCCAGGACACCCACCAAAGGACAAAAGUCCCUUCCCUUCUGUGUCCAUCUGUAAGAAAUGCAUCACUCCCAAACCACCGAGGACACACCACUGCAGCAUCUGCAACGUGUGUGUUUUGAAGAUGGACCACCACUGCCCCUGGUUGAAUAACUGCGUGGGACAUUUCAACCAUCGCUACUUCUUCUCCUUCUGCGUCUACAUGACCAUGGGCUGUAUCUACUGCAGCAUCAGCAGCAGGAACUUGUUUCUGGAUGCCUACGACGCUGUAGAGACCUACUAUCAGACCCCUCCUCCGGACUACAGUUUUAGAGAAACCACUGCUCAUAAGAGCAUCAUCUUCCUCUGGGUGCUGACCAGCUCUGUGGCAGUCGCUCUGGGUGGACUCACCCUGUGGCACGCCAUGCUUAUCAGCAGAGGAGAAACCAGCAUAGAGCGGCACAUCAACCGCAAAGAAGCCAGAAGAUUAAAGGAGAAAGGAAAGGUGUUCCGAAAUCCAUAUCAUCGCGGUAAAAUGAACAACUUGAAGCUACUGUUUGGUGUGCAGAAGAGGAGUCACUGGCUCACACGGGUCCUCUUACCCUCCAGCCAUCUUCCCUGCGGAGACGGCAUCGUGUGGGACUGCACCUUCGCCAGGAGAGACCCCAUGGCCAUCUGACUUUCAGCUUUUUAAUGUCGUACCAUAUAUAUAUAUA